AUGGAUUCCCUUGGGGAAAACCCUUGGCUUUCAGCCAUCACUGGAGGGGACUCAUGUGUAGAAGGCCCAAAGAUCUAUCCAUUCGAUAUGGCAAAAAAUUCUGUUGAUGAUCAAUAUGAAGGUUGUAGAAAGGAAAUGUCAGAACUGGUGUUUUCAUCAUUUCUAAAGAAAGAAAUCAAUGAGAAUUCUACAUAUAAAGCAGCUUGGGAAGAAGGGAUAAAGAAUGCCACGAAACCAGCAGAUAACUUGAACAUGUACCAUUCAAUCGCCAUUUAUGUGUACACUAGUAGAAAAGUAUAUGAAGAUUUCAAUUAUGCUACUCGUUAUGAUAAACAAAAAUACAACAGCAGCACAUACAAAUGGUAUUCACUUCAGUUUUUGUUGACGAAAUGUUAUUUAACUUAUCGUGGUACUGAUGUUGAAUUUAAUGUUCUGAGCAAAGAGGUUCGUUUUGGCUCUUUUACAUCUUCCUCUCUUAAUCGGAGUGAAGCACGGUACUUUGGAGAUAAAUCUUGUUUUGAAAUUGAAACUUGUGAAGGUGCUGAUGUGGCAAAAUAUUCUGUGUAUCCUUAUGAGGAAGAGGUGUUGAUUCCUCCAUAUGAGAAGUUUAUAGUCACUGCUGUCAAGAACAAUUCCUGGUGUAAAACUGUGUAUGUGCUGAAAAGCUCGGGAACAGAAAGUAACCUGAACUGUGCUGUGGCAUCAGUCAAACAGACACAUCACAGAUUUAUCAGCCAUAACUGGUCAUGAAAAAACAGAUUUUGCCGUAAGUUCAAUUCAGAAAUCCACCACCCCCUAUUUUAUAAGUGUAAGCACUUUUAUAAUCAAGUUAAAAGAGUUUUAAUUCAAAAAGGUUUUACACCGCCACACCAGUAGAUGUUGGCGCUCAUGGGGUAGAAAAGUAUAUGCAGAUUUCAAUAACGCAGUUCGUAAUGGUAAACUAAAUUACAUAUGGGGAUCAUACAUAUGGUAUUCACUUCACUUUUUGUUGACAGAAGCGAUACAGAUUCUGAAAGAAACACAAAAGAACUGUCUUAACUUAUCGUCGUUCUAAUAUUGAAUUUGGUAAGGGUGUUCUGAACAAAGAGGUUCGUUUUGGCUCAUUUGCAUCUUCUUCUCUCAAUGAAACAGUAAUAAAUAAUUUGGAAAUGUGUCUUGUUUUGAAAUUGAAACUUGUGAAGGUGCU
Messenger RNA from Xyrauchen texanus (razorback sucker), 1186 nucleotides. RefSeq names its product T-cell ecto-ADP-ribosyltransferase 2-like. The record is from RefSeq and is a predicted model, not a curated record. Lineage: Eukaryota; Metazoa; Chordata; Actinopteri; Cypriniformes; Catostomidae. Gene Ontology annotation, molecular function: NAD+-protein-arginine ADP-ribosyltransferase activity; NAD+ poly-ADP-ribosyltransferase activity.